This is a messenger RNA of Capsicum annuum, 4428 nucleotides long. Its product is annotated as protein SPA1-RELATED 4. Gene Ontology annotation, biological process: protein phosphorylation; photomorphogenesis. The transcript is spliced from 7 exons. The coding region runs from base 1477 to 4110 and encodes 877 amino acids. Gene Ontology annotation, molecular function: protein kinase activity; protein binding; ATP binding. NCBI's taxonomy places the organism in Eukaryota, Viridiplantae, Streptophyta, Magnoliopsida, Solanales, Solanaceae. The record is from RefSeq and is a predicted model, not a curated record.
GGAGUUUAAUUUAUUGAAACUUGAAACCCAUUUAUUUCCUUUGCUUGAAAAAAGCUAUAAUCAGCAAUUUUAACGAAAAGGGGUUUAAAAAAAGAUUCCUUUUUUUUGCCUCUGAAUUACAUGAUGUUUAGGGUUUCUUGAUUGAAUGAAAAGUUGAAAUCUUGAUAAUGAUGUAAGCAUUGAGCACUUCUAUUUGUUAAUUCAUUGUAUCACUGUGUUGCAUAAUAUUUAAUUGCUCAAUCUUGAUUAUUUUAUGCAUGUUUUAUACUUCCCAUUAAGAUCACAAAGAUUUUUAAGUAAUAAUUAUAACCAAGAUUAUAUACCCAAAAUAGAAAUAUUAGUUGUUAAUUUCAAGAUCCCUCUUUGAAGAUCCUUCUUGUUGUUCAUAAUAUUCAUACUAACCCCACCUGUUUUAAGAUAUUCUUUUUUGAUUAAAAUACUGUUUUGCACUAUUUCUUUGUUAGUUGCUAUAUUUUUUUGUAACUUGAUUUGUUGUACUCGAGCCGAGGGUCUUUCGGAAGCAACCUCUGUACCUCCCGAGGUAAUGGUUUGGUGUGUAUACUUUACUCUUACCCUCUUCAGACCUCACUUGUGGGAUUUCACGGGUAUGUUGCUGCUGCUGUUGUUGAUUAAAAUACCAUUUUGCCUGUCUUCUUUAUUGGAAGUGCUUUGAGGAUGUGAAUAAGCCACGUACAUGCAAAAGAAUACAUGAGGGAACUAGUGGGUUUUAGAUAAUGGGGAGCUUCCUCUACUGUCCCCACAUGGUGUUUUUUAAAAGAAACAAUUUUUAGAGUGAUCCAAAAGAGAAUUGGAUUUUUUAAUUUUAUACUCUUUUUUAACUUCAGGUCUUGAACAACAACUGUCUUGUAUGUAUUUUUUUGUGGAAGAAAAUAAGUAUAAUAAAAGCUUGUUUUUUUUUUUUUUUUUUAUGUUUUGGUUUAACUUUGUAUUGUAGAGAAAAGAAUAGUAGUUUUUUUUUUGGCUAUAUUGUGAGGCUGUGGUGUUUCCUCGGAAUAAAGCACACUUUUUGGUUUUGUGCUUUAAAGUUGAAGUAUUUGGUGUGUGGUUCUUGUUGUUUUGUUUGCUCUGGAUGAAAUAAAAGCAUAGCUAAUAUCUCUCUUCCUUAAGAAAACGUGUAGCAUAUAGCAUGCUGUUGUGCAUUUUGAUGAGCUAUUGGUUUCUGUCUGCUGAUUCUUCUCAGAGUGAGUUUGUCUCUCUUUAGGAAGACCUUAGGUAGCUUUUCUUGUUUUGCUUGAUUAUACUGUUUUCCUUGCUAAAUAGUUAGAUACCUUGAAUACUAUGAAGUUGAGAGACUUUUGAGAUGAUGGUUUGGUUUGUCUGUUUGUGAAAAUGUGUUCUUGAUUCAAUUUGGCUAUGGUGAAAGUGAAAGGAUGUGGAUGUGUUAGGAUUCUAAGGAUUUCCCAACUGGUAAAUGUUGUGGCCUUUGGGCUGCAUAUGAGUUAUAUGUAGAGAGUAAUGGAGGGUUCAUCUGAAUCUGGUUGGGAGGGAUCAGAUAGUUAUAGGGGUUUGAAUUCUUCAGCUCUUGAGGACAGGAAUACUAGAUUUCAAACAAGCAGCAUUAGGUCCUCCGAUGAUUUGUUGCAUGAUUCUGGUUUUGUUCCAGGUAGAAAGGGGAGGGAGAGAAUUGAGUUCCCUCGUGUAAAUUGCCUUAAAGCUCAAGGUGGGGUUGUGGAGGAUAGGCUUACUGUGGACCAAGGUGGUCGUAGAAGAGACUGUAGUGAUGUUAGUUUGAGGCAGUGGCUUGACAACCCAGAGAGAGCUGUUGAUGCUCUUGAAUGUUUGCACAUAUUCACCCAAAUUGUGGAGAUUGUAAACCUCGCACAUUCACAGGGAAUAGUUGUUCAUAAUGCACGACCAUCAUGUUUUGUCAUGUCCUCUUUCAGACGUAUUGCUUUUAUUGAAUCCGUAUCCUGCUCGGAUUCAGGGUCAGAUUCAUCAGAAGAUGGUUUGAACAGCCAAAGUAUCGAGUUAAACGAUACAUCCUCAGUUUUGCCUCAUGAGUCGGACGUGUUGGGGAGAGAAAGUUCUCAGCUUGAGAAGAUUUCUGCAAAAGCUUCUACCGGAGUAUCUGAAAACUGUUACUUGCAGUCAAGCUCAGGCCAUGCGGUUCAGGCUUUAGAAGCUAGUAAAAACACACAAGAAGAAGAAAAACAGCACACCUUCCCAAUGAAACAGAUAUUGCUCAUGGAAACCAAUUGGUACACUAGUCCAGAAGAAAUUGCUGGUGCUUCAAGCUCUUGUGCUUCAGACAUUUACCGACUUGGAGUCCUUCUCUUUGAGCUAUUCUGCACCUUCAGCUCACCAGAAGAGAAAAGCACAACUAUGAAUAGUCUGAGACACCGUGUACUCCCUCCUCAGUUGCUGUUGAAAUGUCCUAAAGAAGCUUCAUUUUGCUUAUGGUUACUGCACCCCGAGCCGAGCAAUAGGCCGAAAAUGAGUGAGCUGCUAGAAAGCGAGUUCCUUAAUGCUCCAAGAGAUGAGUUUCAAGAACGUGAAGCAGCAAUACAGCUUAGAGAAAAAAUAGAGGAGCAAGAGUUAUUGCUGGAAUUCCUUUUGCUGAUUCAACAGCGAAAGCAGGAGGCUAUGCACAAUUUGCAUGAGAUUGUAUCUUUUUUAUCGUCUGACAUAGAAGAGGUCUCAAAGAUGCAGAAGACCCUCGGAGUUAAAAGCGGAUCAAAUCAGGAGCCAGUAAAGGAUUUAGGUUCGGGGAAGAUAAAUAUUGCUGAAGAUGACGAUGCUGGGUACGUUGGAUCUAGAAAGAGAUUUAGGCCAGGCUUUUCUACUCAUGCAACUGAGGAAUCCAAUGGCAAUCCAGAUGAGUCUGAGAAGCAUGUUGAAAACAAAGGGAGCAUUCUGGCAAAAAAUUCCCGGUUGAUGAAGAACUUCAGGAAAUUGGAGGCAGCUUAUUUCAUGACAAGACGUAGGGUUAUCAAACCAAUUGGCAAACCAUUGAAUAGACAUUCUCAGGCAAGUACGGAUUGUAGAAUAGCACCCGAAAGAAGUUCAUUGAGUAAUUUGUCAUCAAAAGAGGGGUGCAAUGAGGAUAGACAGAGUGGAUCGAUCAGUUCAUUCCUGGAGGGCCUGUGCAAGUAUCUAUCUUAUAGCAAGCUGGAAGUGAAGGCCGACUUGAAGCAAGGGGAUCUUCUGAAUUCUUCCAAUCUUGUAUGUGCUCUAGGCUUUGAUCGUGAUGGUGAAUUUUUUGCAACUGCUGGUGUAAAUAAGAAGAUCAAAGUUUUUGAAUAUAAUUCAAUUGUAAAUGCGGACCGUGAUAUCCACUAUCCAGUUGUUGAAAUGUCUAGUAGAUCUAAGCUAAGCAGCAUAUGUUGGAAUGGCUAUAUUAAAAGCCAGAUCGCUUCAAGUAACUUUGAAGGCGUGGUGCAGGUAUGGGACGUCACAAGAAGUCAGCUUUUCAUGGAAAUGAGAGAACAUGAAAGGCGUGUCUGGUCUGUUGACUUUUCUGUAGCCGAUCCAACCAUGUUGGCCAGCGGGAGUGAUGAUGGUUCUGUCAAGCUCUGGAAUAUCAAUCAGGGAGCAAGUGUUGGAACCAUUAAAACAAAAGCCAAUGUCUGCUGCGUUCAAUUCCCCUUUGAUUCUGGUCGCUCCCUUGCUUUUGGUUCUGCAGAUCACAGGAUAUAUUAUUAUGAUCUACGUAACUCAAAAAUGCCUCUAUGCACAUUAAUCGGGCAUAACAAGACCGUGAGUUAUGUCAAGUUCAUAGAUUCCACAACUCUUGUGUCUGCAUCUACAGAUAACACGAUAAAGCUAUGGGAUUUGUCAAUUUGCACAUCUCGAAUUCUUGAUUCACCUCUUCAGUCAUUUACCGGACACAUGAAUGUAAAGAACUUUGUUGGCUUAUCUGUAUCUGAAGGUUACAUUGCUACUGGCUCGGAGACAAAUGAGAUCUUUGUAUACCACAAAGCUUUUCCUAUGCCUACAUUAUCAUUUAAAUUUAAUAGCACGGAUCCACUAUCUGGUGAUGAAGUGGAUGAUCAAGCACAGUUUAUCUCAUCUGUUUGUUGGCGUGGUCAGUCCUCUACCUUAGUUGCUGCAAAUUCUAUGGGAAAUAUCAAGCUAUUGGAGAUGGCUUAACGUGUUCAUGUUCUUUUAAGUUUUAAGAGUUGCCUUCGGGAUAGAAAGACACGAACGAUAAUGGUUCAGCAUUGGCAAAUGAAUCCGGAUACCAUGGCGGACAAGAGAAUGCCAUCAUAAAGAAACCAAGAUUUUUGUUAGUAGUAACUAGUAAGUAAUUCGUAUAGUGAAAGUAGACUCAACUGGAAAUAUGAGAAUAUAUAUUGGUCAUAUUUUGAAAAAAAAAAUGCUGUAUAUAAAAGGGGAAGGAUACAAAUGUGAGUUUUUCUCUGUAAUUUCCGGAGUUCAAAUGAAUUUUUAGUAUAUUUUUUCUUGAAA